Pseudomassariella vexata is the source of this 1415-nucleotide messenger RNA. RefSeq lists its product as uncharacterized. The record is from RefSeq and is a predicted model, not a curated record. The transcript has 3 exons. The coding region runs from base 267 to 1097 and encodes 276 amino acids. NCBI's taxonomy places the organism in Eukaryota, Fungi, Ascomycota, Sordariomycetes, Amphisphaeriales, Pseudomassariaceae.
UGCCUACGAAAGCGAUGACCAUGAAGUUGGGUUACCUCAUUAAGUGGUGUUUUGAGGAAGAGACAACAAUUAUAUAGCUUGGCACUUUCCAUGCUUGUUCUCUCACUUUGCCCUUGGUAUACACUUACCAAGCUCCGAGCCUCGAAUACCUCACCGAGUUCUAUAUCUACCGAGUCUUUCUUCCAAUUCUUUGCACGAUCUCUGGAACUCUCCAUUGGUGGCUGACACCCGUACCUGUGCAAUUCUUUUGCAGUGCAGCUACAGACAUGGACGGUACUGGCGUUUUCACAUACCGUGACGGCGUGGCUGUGAUACAGCUCGUUAGCUUUGCUGUUUUCCUAGCUUUUGCUUUCGUUCUGUGUUCUCGGCAUGGCUUUGGUAGGAGUUCAGGCUGGUUCAUAUUGAUCCCAUUUUCAAUCAUCCGACUACUGGCUGCCUCAUUCCAACUCGCUACGAUCCACUUCCCUUCGCGCUCAAUCUAUGGCGGCGCACUCAUUUGUCAAAAUAUCGGUCUCUCACCCCUAACGGUCCUCAACUUGGGACUUUUAUUACGAGGAAACCGCUUCGUUAACGCCGUUGACCCCAAAUUAUUCACUGGAAUUUCUCUCACCGGCUUCACCGCUAUCGCCCUCGCUAUCCACGGCGGCACGCAAGCUGCCGAAGCCUACGGCUCGACCGCAACAACCCUCCAAAGCAACGCUGAGACCAAAGCGGCCACCAUGCUCUUCCUAGCCACCUAUCUCGCCAGCGUCAUCAUGUUCCUGCUGAUGCUACGCAAGUGGCAGGCCAUCCCCAAGCCCGAGCACAAGCUGCUCAUCUGCUUCGCUGUGUGCGCACCAUUUAUUAUCGUACGGCUGCUAUACAGCAUUAUUGGAAAUUUCACAGGGAAUCUCCAAUUUAGUGCGCUAUUUGGCAAUGUGACCAUUUUCUUGGUUAUGGCGGUGCUGGAGGAGAUUGUGGUGGUUGGGUUUACGAUUGUGACGGGCAUGAGGCUUAGGAUCCUGCCUAAGAACAAUGCUGAUAAUAAUGACGAGGAGGGUGCCGAUAGUGUGAAGCUCCAGAAGCAGAAGCGGCGAGGCCGUGGGGAGUCUGUAUAGGUCCGCCAAUAUGAUGGGAAUUUCGGAGAGGAGUGAGCAAACACCAUUUGGCUACGGAGCCGAGAUGAUCGGGCCACACUUAUAACGGCUGGCCUCUUAAAAAUGUAGGGAGUGCCUCUCAUGGUUUCCUUGAUCUAACUUUCAGUUUCUGCUCACCAGGGGGCACUGCACGACGCUUGGAGCUAUGGAUGGUUCCAAUUCAGAGGACUGGUAUAGAAUAGCGAUUGGUCAUAUUCUUGCAAGAUAUAGUAAUCGCGCUAAUAUAGACAUUAGAGCUAUGACCAUCUCAUUCGUGUUCAGUACACUAAUAUAUCCGUG